Owenia fusiformis is the source of this 463-nucleotide messenger RNA. NCBI's taxonomy places the organism in Eukaryota, Metazoa, Annelida, Polychaeta, Sabellida, Oweniidae. The record is from the annotation of a GenBank genome assembly.
CGGGCAAUGCAAUGAGGGUAUAUAUAAUAGUCCACCAUUAAUGUACACCCUCAUCCCAUUUUACCUCCUCGUUUUAGAGGUAAGGUAUGUUGCAUAAACAAAUAUUUGUAUUAUUUCAGAGUAUGCUGUUACAAACGCUUGUGGUGUGUGUCCUAUUUAGGACUGUUAUCCCAAAAUCGCUGCAACGUAAAGAUACGAACAUGGGCAAGAACAACAUCACUUUAGCAGGUGUGUCUACGAAACGCACGCAUUUGGAUCUCAGCUACAUCAACAUGUCAACGAUUUCGUCGGAGGCACUUUCUGGUCUGAAAUCAUUGAAGAGUCUUGAUUUGCAAGGCAAAAAUCUUAAAAUCUUGAAAACAGGACUUUUCAGCGACCUCGUAUCUCUUCAAGAACUUAAUCUUCAGGAAAAUGAGAUAUCAACCAUAGAAACUGCCGCAUUUUCAGGUUUGCUAUCAUUGCA